AUGUCCAUUUGUCGGAAAUACAAGUUUUCAACUACUGCUGGUUCAAGGCGUGCCAAGAAAGGCUCAUCAAUUCAAGAAGCACCAGUGUCAAGUAACCAUCUAACAAAAGAUCCUCAGGUCUGCGCCAAAUCAAGCAACUCCACUUUACCAGUUACAACUGCAAGUCAGUUUCCCUCUUCUGGCGAUUCCUCCCAAGUGUCAAAGUUGCAGAACUUAAAAGCUAAUAUUGUUUGUGGCUCAACCCCUGAGCUAAGACGAACAUCAUCCUUUGAUAGAACAUGCGAAGAAAAUGUUGCUGAAUCUGUUACUGAUGAACUUAUGCUGCAAAUGCACUCCUCAAGUGUUACUUCUUCAACAAGUGAGCCCUUUGCCGGUAUUGAGCAGCCAGAUGAAGGUAACAGAAACAAAUCCAAAGAAUCAAAACUAAUUAAGUCUGGUCGCUCCUCUCAUGAAGAGAAAAAGGUGGGCAAGGCACAGGAUGAGAAAAAAUCUAGGCCUCGAAGAAUGAGAGAGUUCCACAAUAUCAAGAUUAGUCAGGUUGAGUUACUUGUUACAUAUGAAGGAUCAAGAUUUGCUGUGAGUGAUUUAAGAUUACUGAUGGAUACAUUCCAUCGUGUUGAAUUUACUGGAACCUGGCGGAGGCUAUUCUCAAGAGUUAAGAAACACAUCAUAUGGGGAGUCCUAAAAUCAGUAACAGGAAUGCAGUGCAAGAAGUUUAAAGAUAAAGCACAUAAUCAAAGGGAAGCUGGUGCUGCUGGUGUCCCCGAUAUUGAUCUUAAUCUCAGUGAUAGUGAUGGUGGUUCAGCCGGAAAAUCCGAGCAGAACCCUUUAUCCUGGCCUAAGCGCCCCCCUGAGGGUGCAGGUGAUGGUUUUGUCACCUCUAUAAAAGGCCUUUUCAAUUCUCAGCGCAGAAAGGCCAGGGCUUUCGUGCUUCGGACAAUGAGGGGUGAAGCAGAAAAUGAGAUACCUGGUGACUGGAGUGAAAGUGAGGCAGAGUUCUCUCCCUUUGCCAGACAACUAACCAUAACAAAAGCCAAGAAGCUCAUUAGACGGCAUACAAAGAAGUUUCGUUCUAGAGGACCAAAAGGUUUAUCUUCUCAACAAAGAAAAUCACUUCCUUCAUCACCAAGAGAGACCACCCCAUUUGAAAGUGAUUCAUCAAGUGAAUCUUCGCCUUAAUUAAGAGGAUUUCCACGAGUAGCUGAACUUGAAGACAUUGAAAGCACGUAUUUUAUGGGAUCCAAAGUGGAUCGGAACAAUCUUCAGUUAUAUACAACAUUCUGCUAUUAUAGCAAUUCCAAUUGAUUAGGAUUUGCUGAGAUCCUUGUCUCCUGCUUAGACAGUAUGAGAUGCCUACAUGUUGUUCCAAAAUAAGAACAGGCAAGAAUUGCGAGAAUAUGCAGAAGUCUACAAUUAUUAACAUUUCAAUGCCUUCUUAGAGCUCUGGAUUCAUCCUGGAAAUAGAGCAAAGGUGAGUCCCUUUAGUUAUAGUCGUUCUUUUCUUCUUUAACCUUGUAUGUAUUUAUAGAUUAUUAUAGCACCCAACACAAACGACAUUAGGACUCGUAAGAGUCCAUAAUUUUUGUAAUCAAUAGUUGCUACUACAUGUACAGUAGACACAGAAUAGAGUUAGAAUAUGUGUUCCCUGAAAAAAGUUUUCUGCACUGUAAUAGUGGAAAUAGAAUAGAAAUGAAAUUCCAACUCUUCAGUCUCA
This is a messenger RNA of Nicotiana attenuata, 1714 nucleotides long. RefSeq names its product protein SABRE-like. The transcript has 6 exons. NCBI's taxonomy places the organism in Eukaryota, Viridiplantae, Streptophyta, Magnoliopsida, Solanales, Solanaceae. The record is from RefSeq and is a predicted model, not a curated record. The coding region runs from base 1 to 1179 and encodes 392 amino acids.